Quercus robur (English oak) is the source of this 3090-nucleotide messenger RNA. RefSeq lists its product as uncharacterized. The record is from RefSeq and is a predicted model, not a curated record. Gene Ontology annotation, molecular function: protein binding. Lineage: Eukaryota; Viridiplantae; Streptophyta; Magnoliopsida; Fagales; Fagaceae. The transcript has 8 exons. The coding region runs from base 479 to 2923 and encodes 814 amino acids.
CUUUGAUUCGAUUCGAGGUUAUAUUUCAUAAACUUAUUUGGUAGAAAUUCUCCCAAACUAUGUUCACUGUCAGUCUGUCACUAUGUUUUUCAAAAGCCAAAAUAAUGUUGGACAAUUAAUUGUACCUACUGUUGUUGAUUUUUUUUUUUUCCUGUUUCUAUUAGUUUCUGUCAUUCUGAUUGUCAGGCGGCAAAAAUGUUUUUUUUUUUUUUCCUAGUUCUUUUUUUGAAUACUAAUGACGAACUUCUAGAAGAGGUAGUCUUAGACUCUUAGUCUACAAGCUACAGAUAUGCUAGUAAACACAACAGCAUGUGGAAGAAGCUUUCCUUGAAGUACUGUUUGUGUAUGUUUCUUUGUAGCACUAGCACAGGACUCGGUCGAUCUCUAGUAUAAAAUCAAAACACAAGUCCCAGUUAGUUUUACCAUCUCCUACUCAUCUAACUCGACUCCUUUCCUGUCCUUCUUCCUGUUAGCGAAAAUGACUUCCACCAUAGCCCAAACGGAUCUGGAAAUUGAGAAAAUCAAGAAAGAUUUGUUCAAAAUGGCCAUGAGAGGCCAAUGGGAAGACGUGGUUAAUAUAUAUAGUGAAAAUAAAAAGCUCCACAAGGCCAAGCUCACAAGUUCAGGGGACACAGCAUUACACAUGGCUGUCUCCGAUGGCAAAGAAGAGGAAGUCAGAAAACUUGUGGGAUGUAUCCCCGCUCAACCAGAUAGAAAAGAUGUUCUGACAAUUAAAAACGAACAAGGGAGUACCCCUCUCCAUAUUGCUGCAUCAAUGGGGAAUGUGGCUAUGUGUGCGUGCAUUGCAGAAGUUGAUCCAUCAUUGGUGGGUGCUCGUAAUGAUGACAAUGAGACUCCUUUUUUCUUGGCAGCGCUCUCUGGUAAAAAAGACGCCUUUCUUCGUCUUCACCAGAUCUGUGGUACCGAAAAUGGCUAUGAAUAUUCAAGGAGGAAGGAUGGUGACACUAUUCUUCAUUGCGCCAUCGCUGGAGAUUAUUUUGAUUUGGCAUUCAGAAUAAUUCACUUGUAUAAAAAACUAGUUAACUCUUUCAACGAAAAAGGAUGGACCCCUCUUCAUUUGCUAGCGAGCAAGCCUUCCGCCUUCAGAAGUGGUAGCCACCUUGGAGGAUGGUAUAAAAUGAUUUAUUACUGUAUCUUUGUUGAUGAGCUCGAGCUUGACAAUCAGAAUUUUCAAGAGACCAUUAAAUCAUCUGAUCACCCGUCAACGGGACCUGAAAACAAUCUCGUUGACCAAAAGAAACAGGAUUAUCCAGAGAACUACAAAACAUGCCUCGACUUCUUGCAAUUUUUUUGGGAAGUCGAAAAAAAGAAUGGGGUGAUCAGAAAGGAUGCACAGAACCAUGAAAAAUCAGAUGUUAAAUCUAAAGCGGCAACAGAUGUAGAGAACCCUAAAGCUGAAGCAGGAUCCAAUGCUACCAAUGGAGUACUGGGGAAUCAACUGUUUCCAGCUAAUUAUGGCACCUGCUUUGAGUUUGUCAAGUUCGCAUCCAAGGCAAUGCUGGUCAUUUUUGGACUAGGAUCUACUGGGAUAAGAAAGAUACAAGAGAAGAAACAGAAGCACACAUGGGCCGUUCAGAUCAUGAACGAACUUCUUCGUUAUACUUCAUCAUAUGAAUAUGAUGCCACCGCUGGGGCGAACCCCGUGGCAGCAACAAUAUCCCCAACAGUGGCAACAGAAACAGAGACAGUGCCUUAUGAUGCUAUCAAAUUCGCAGGUGAAUCCUCCUCCGAGGAUCAGAAGCCAACAGCUCUCUCAAAUACUGGUACUUCGAAAACUAACCAAGAAGACAAAAACAAAGAAACUGGCGAUAACGAUAACACAAAACAAGCGAAGGAGAAACACUCUGAAAAGGUAUUAAAUGCAACUAAGAUUGGUAUCACUGAAAUUGUGGAAAAGAUCGUGGAACUCUUUCCCGUUGCCCUACAUGACUUAUUGGCAACGAAGGAGAAACUUGCUGAAAAGGUAAAGGUAAAGAGGGAGACUCCUGUAUUAAUUGCAGCUAAGAAUGGUAUCACUGAAAUUGUGGAGAAGAUCCUGGAACUUUUUCCCGUUGCCAUACAUGACAUGAAUGAACAAAAGAAGAAUAUAGUGUUGUUGGCGGUGGAGAACAGGCAACCACAUGUAUAUCAGCUUCUACUACAAAAAAAUAUAAUGAAAGAAAGCGUGUUUCGGAGAGUGGAUGACGAAGGUAAUAGUGCCUUGCAUCUCGCGGCAAAGCUUGGAGAGCAUAAGCCUUGGCUAAUUCCUGGAGCAGCAUUGCAAAUGCAAUGGGAAAUCAAGUGGCAUGAGUUUGUCAAAGAGUCCAUGCCCUUCCACUUCUUCCAACGCUACAACAACAAGGGCGAGACCUCAAGAGAGAUAUUCACCGAAACCCACAAGGAUCUCGUCAAAGAUGGCAGCGAAUGGCUAACCAGCACCUCUGAAUCUUGCUCCGUAGUCGCUGCACUCAUAGCCACUGUGGCCUUCGCCAGCGCCACCACAGUCCCCGGAGGCGUUAAGCAGGAUGUUGGCACUCCAACACUUGAAAACCAGCCUGCAUUCGACGCCUUUGCCAUCUCAUCACUCGUUGCGCUCUGCUUCUCCGUCACGGCUUUGGUCAUGUUCCUCUCCAUCUUAACAUCUCGGUACCAAGAGAAGGAUUUUGGUAGUGACCUGCCAAAGAAACUUCUGCUCGGUUUGACAUCACUGUUCGUUUCCAUAGCUUCCAUGUUGAUUGCCUUCUGUGCGGGACAUUUCUUUGUGCUAAAGGAUAAACUGAAAUAUGCAGCGUUUCCAGUGUAUGCAGUGACCUGCCUGCCGAUAACAUUUUUUGCAGUAGCCCAGUUUCCACUGUACUUUGAUCUUAUAUGGGCUACCUUCUUGAAGGUGCCACAACGUAGCUACAAGGUGAUUCCUCUUUAAUGUGUGAGUUUAUUUCAUUAUUAUAAUUUUUUUUUUUUCAUUUUAUGGAAUUUGAUGUUUAAGAGUGUUUCAAAGAUAUUACAAAUUUUAUUAUUUGAGCUUUACAAACAUGUAUUAAUUUUUAGAUACACAAGAAAAAAUAAAUAAAAAUUUAAUAUUUAGUGUUA